Messenger RNA from Neltuma alba, 1281 nucleotides. Its product is annotated as arabinosyltransferase RRA3-like. The record is from RefSeq and is a predicted model, not a curated record. Gene Ontology annotation, biological process: root hair cell development. NCBI's taxonomy places the organism in Eukaryota, Viridiplantae, Streptophyta, Magnoliopsida, Fabales, Fabaceae. The transcript is spliced from 3 exons. The coding region runs from base 1 to 1281 and encodes 426 amino acids. Gene Ontology annotation, molecular function: glycosyltransferase activity.
AUGAUGAGGAACAAAGUCCAUUCUUUACACAUAUCCAGGGUCCUUGCAACUACGGCCAUCGGGUUUUUGGUUGGAUAUAUCUUUGCUUUUAUGUCUCCCAGCGGCUUCUUCACUUCUGAUGCAAUCUCUUUUAGCAAUGAGAGUCUCCUGGGAUCCAACAUUCAGGCAAAUUCAACUGAAUGCAAAUCAUCAGAUCAAGUCAACAUGCUAAGAUCAGAGUUUGCAGCAGUAUCAAAGAAAAAUGCUAAGUUGAAAAAACAAGUCAAGGGGUUGACUGAAUGGCUUCAGCUGGCAAAGAAAGGGAGUGAUCAGGCGCAAGAUCAGUCUCCCGCAUUGGCUGAACAGCCUAAAGCUGGGCCUUUUGGCACUGUUAAGGGAUUAAGAACUAACCCUAUUGUUAUUCGUGAUGAAUCUGUGAACCCAAGAUUGGCAAAGAUAUUAGACAAAAUAGCAAUUCAAAGAGAGCUUAUAGUUGUCCUUGCAAAUGCCAAAGUGAAGGAAAUGCUAGAAAUUUGGUUUACCAGCAUAAAGAGAGUUGGUAUAACCAAUUAUCUGGUGGUUGCUUUGGAUGAAGAAAUCUCAAAAUUUUGUGAGUCAAAACAUGUUCCAGUGUACAAGGGAGAUCCAGCUGAAGGUAUUGAUUCCAUUGGAAGAAAUGGAGACAAUCAUGCGGUUUCUGGGCUUAAAUUUCGUGUGCUUAGAGAAUUUCUGCAGCUAGGAUAUGGUGUUCUUCUAUCAGAUGUUGACAUUGUGUAUCUGCAAAAUCCUUUUGAUCAUCUGAUCCGGGAUUCAGAUAUAGAGUCCAUGAGUGAUGGUCAUAACAAUAUGACUGCUUAUAUGUAUAAUGACAUCUUUGAUGACCCUACAAUGGGUUGGUCUCGAUAUGUUCAUACUGUGAGGAUAUGGGUUUUCAACUCUGGUUUCUUCUAUAUUAGACCCACAAUCCCUUCCAUUGAACUUCUGGAUCGUGUUGCCACGAGACUCUCCAGGCAGAAAGCUUGGGACAAGGCUGUUUUCAAUGAAGAACUCUUUUAUCCCUCGCAUCCUGGCUACAUUGGGCUUCAUGCUUCCAAAAGAACAAUGGAUAUCUACCUCUUUAUGAACAGCAAGGUUCUGUUCAAGACUGUGAGGAAGGAUGCUAGCCUUAGAAAACUUAGACCGGUAAUUAUUCACGUGAACUACCACCCGGAUAAGCUUCUACGAAUGAAGGCCAUUGUUGAGUACUAUGUGAAUGGGAAGCAAGAUGCUCUCCAACCUUUCCCUGAUGGCAUGCCUAAUUGA